Molecule: messenger RNA, 771 nt
Organism: Cydia strobilella
Lineage: Eukaryota; Metazoa; Arthropoda; Insecta; Lepidoptera; Tortricidae
Exons: 5
Coding region: 222-731 (169 amino acids)
Molecular function (GO): protein binding
Source: RefSeq, a predicted model, not a curated record
UCGAAACACAAGUAUUUGUUUAACUUAACUAAACUAUCACUAAAGUGCAUAAAGUUUUUUCAAAUCCACGAACGAGUAGGCUUCAGCAAUCCAAAGAUUGGGCUAUUAAUCAUUUUUGUGCAUAAACUAAUUUCUGUGUAAUUCUGUGGAUGCCACUAGCAUCAACAUUCCAAUAGAUCUAAGUUGGAGAAGCCAUUUUCAUAACAUUAACACCAGAGUACAUGAUGAAGUGUCUACUGCUUCUGGCUUUUGUGGCUUCGUGUCAGGGUCUGGCUCUCCAGAUAACCAAGAGCCUUCCUCGACCCGAUCUUCUGGUGCUGACGGCCCUGGACCCUCCAUCUUUGGAAGUUGAGUGGGCACCUGUGAAGCAUGAUGAUCUGAGUGAACCUAUCUUGGGAUAUAAGGUCAAGGUUUGGGAGCUACCGCCUGUGAAAACCUACAAAUAUGAGGUCGUAGGUGGAGUGAAAACACUCGUUCAAGAAGAGAUACCUCCUAAAAUCAGUGAUGCCGACACACCUCCAGAAAAAGACGGCAGGGAGAUCGUAGUUCACGGACCACAGGCCUCUAAAACUAAGGUCCCUAGCAUCAAACUAAACGUUAUUUAUGAGGUACGCGUCCGUGCGUUCUCAGCGCGUCGAGACGGUCCGUUAUCUACGCACAUGCGCGUUCAGCUGAUGGAUGAUAAGAAGAAGGAAAACGACAUUGGCAAUGAAGUUUACCACUUUGUGUAGGAUUCAUGUAGUAAAUUAAACAAUAUAUUUACUUAAAGUA